Ascochyta rabiei is the source of this 1866-nucleotide messenger RNA. RefSeq lists its product as uncharacterized. Gene Ontology annotation, cellular component: Swi5-Sfr1 complex; Swi5-Swi2 complex. Bases 1 to 1866 code for a protein of 621 amino acids. The transcript has 2 exons. The record is from RefSeq and is a predicted model, not a curated record. NCBI's taxonomy places the organism in Eukaryota, Fungi, Ascomycota, Dothideomycetes, Pleosporales, Didymellaceae. Gene Ontology annotation, biological process: double-strand break repair via homologous recombination; meiotic DNA recombinase assembly involved in reciprocal meiotic recombination; meiotic joint molecule formation.
AUGGCCGUCGGCACAGACGUUACUGAGAUCGCAGACAGUGAGGAAGAGCCACUGACGUCUUCGCCUGCUGCUCUUCCAGAUGCAGCUGCUGACAAGCUUUCCACAACAGCUGGUCAAGACGCCCAAGCUGUGACUUGGCUUCACCAAGAUCCUGCCAGAAGCAUUGCCAAUGAAGCCUCGAGCCGCACCGACGGCUUGGAUGUCGACCAGGCAGAAUCUUCGGCAAACGUUGAGACGGCGCUGGUCGAUCACAUUGAUCUACAACCUGCACUACAGACAGGUACUAACGUUGCCAGCGCGUGCACCACGAAGAAUAGAAUGCAAGCAGCCGCUUCUGCAUCACAGGUCACUGUAGCUGCCUUUGGUGCAGACCACCACACUGGCAGCAUCGAUCCGGUUGGAACAGACGGUGAGGACAGCGUUGGAAAAGAUACAGCACACUCGCCUGAAACUGGGAUUUCAAUACAGCACGAUGAGCACAUGUCCAUGCCGACAAACACCCAAGGCAAGUGGAGGGACCGUCAGAAAGACAUACACCGGCCAAGCUUUCCGGAACAUUUGUCUGAUAGUCCUAUCCGCACGAGUGUUGAGCGAGUCAACAUUCCAAGUGAACGUUUACCAACAUCUUCCUCGCAAGAGGACGAAGCAUGUGGCAACCUCGCAGCGAUUCCUGAAUCAAGAGUCAACGAUCCUGCAAACCUUUUCAACGAUCAGCAGGACCCCAGCCAAGGUCACGCAGCUACGAGUCAUAUCAUCAAGACAGGAAACGACAAUAGCGAAACUUCGGUUGGACGAACUCAGCAUGCUAUAGUUCUUGCAUCUUUAAUCGGACCGCCAGUAACCACUACCACAAAGCGACCGCAUUUCAACGUCAACACCGACACUCCUGUUACCGCUACUGGAGACACCUCAAAUUGUAUGGACUUGGAUCAUCUACCAGCGGCUACCGACUCGACAACAUCCCACACCAACUCAAACCAAACAACAUUAGGCGUAGCUGCAACAAGACCUGGUCUCCAUGAUGAUUACAACGUAUCGGAAAAUCUGGAACCCUGUUCUCUUGCCAGAUGUACACCAGCACUAGCGUCACCACCUGAUGACGAGCCUAAUCCCAGUGAAAACGAUUACGGGAUGAGUGGUAACGGAAAUCUUCCACGUACUGCGGCAGAUCCAAAUACGGCAGCAACUUCACAUGAGCCUCAUGCUAAACAGCAGACGAGCAUUGAUUCGAUCUUCGGAACUCGGGCUUCAGCCAUGAGUGUUAAUGUCAAUCAAUCUAAACAAGCAACAGCAGACACGCCAGCUGAGCAGAGUUCCGAGAAGAGACCAGUUCUUGAGGAAUGGCGUCUGAAGUCAGAGACAAAGCAAGCGUUAGAGCCUAUAAUUCAGAGUGGGGUAGCAGAAGUCCACUCGCACCGAGAGGACGACACCAACGUCGGAGUCGAUUCAAGCUUGGCGUCCACGGCGCCUGCAACACAUGCACAAUCGCAAUCAAGUCUUUCACAAACCAGCGAGCCAGCCUCACCACGCCCCGUCGCCAAAUUAACACCCCAAGAGAUCACACUCGCCGAGCUCAAGGCGCAAAAAGCCGUUUUGCUUGCCUCUCUAGUUGCAUUACCAGCGAUUCAAGUGCUCAUUGAAGAGAACCAGACCUUUGGCGCUGAUAUGUCCGACGAUGACGGCGAACCUACCGAGGCCGACGUCACGGCUGCUGCGAACAAGAUGGUCAAGGAACACAUCAAGCUACUGCACGAGUACAACGAGCUGAAAGACGUCGGACAGGGGCUAAUGGGUCUCAUUGCUGAUCAGCGCGGUGUAAGGAUUGUAGAAGUCCAAGAUGAGUUUGGUCUUGAUGCAAACGACUGA